Molecule: messenger RNA, 1315 nt
Organism: Nymphaea colorata (pocket water lily)
Lineage: Eukaryota; Viridiplantae; Streptophyta; Magnoliopsida; Nymphaeales; Nymphaeaceae
Exons: 5
Coding region: 162-1199 (345 amino acids)
Biological process (GO): nucleoside metabolic process
Molecular function (GO): catalytic activity
Source: RefSeq, a predicted model, not a curated record
UUUUAUAUUCCUGAGAAUAUUAUAUUAUGGAUAUACAAUAUUAAUUCCACACCCUCUAUGGAUCCAGUGGCUGUUCCCAUGGCUUUCUCUACCUAUUUAACCAAUCAUUUCCUUCUUUCUUCCUUGCAAAGACUUCAGAGGGGAUAAGAGGAAAGGAAGGGAUGGCAGCCAUGGUGUUGUUACAGGCCUCCUUCUUCCUCCUUUUGGCCUUGAUGGCUCAUACCAGCAGCGUAGAAGGCUAUACUUCCAAAGGAACGCUAGCAACUCUCCGGCAGAUCAAUGCUCGCGGUCCUUACAUCGGCAUCAUCGUUCCAAACACUUUUGAGAUGAAUCCUCUCCUCAAUUCCUCCAGCUUCAAGGCAAACACGCUUCAGUACCUGGACAUUUCUGGCAGAAGGUUUAGGUUUGGCACAGUGGAAGGGAAGAAAGUGAUUAUAGUUAUGACAGGAUUAAGCAUGGUGAAUGCAGGCAUAACAACUCAAUUGUUACUGACUCUGUUCAAAGUUAAAGGAGUGGUGCAUUAUGGGAUAGCAGGAAAUGCAAACUCAGCCUUAGAGAUUGGAGAUGUAACCAUUCCCCAGUAUUGGGCUCAUACUGGCCUUUGGAAUUGGCAGAGGUACGGGGAUGGACCUAAGGACGUCCUGGCUCUUGAAUCAAACGGCGACUACACAAGGGACAUCGGGUACCUUCACUUUGCAGACUUCCAGAACGUCACAGGGACCGGGGACAACCUGCUCAACAAUGUCUGGUACCAGCCUGAGGAGGUCUUCCCGGUCGACGGCACGCCUGAAGUCCGGCAGCACGCAUUUUGGGUUCCCGUGGACACAACCUACUUCAAUCUCAGCAAGAAACUAGAAGGCCUAAAGCUUGAGAGAUGCAUAAACUCCACAACCUGCCUUCCAAGGGCACCCGUGACGGUGAGGGUGAAAAGGGGGAUCAGUGCCAACGUAUACCUUGACAACGCUGCUUACCGGAGCUUCAUCUACAAGAAGUUCAACGUGACACCGGUGGACAUGGAGAGCGCUGCAGUGGCUCUCAUCUGCCUCCAGCAGAGGACACCGUUCAUUGUUAUCCGGUCACUCUCUGACCUUGCCGGCGGCGGCUCUUCUCUCUCGAAUGAAGCCAACACUUACUCCACUCUAGCGGCUCAAAAUGCCGUUUCUGCCACGAUCAAAUUCAUCCAACUGUUGUCCGGCUAGUUUUUUGUUGGUCGAUCGUGUCUCAUUGUGUCAAUCUUAAUAAACAUUGGCAUGUUGCAAGGCAAGGCUGGUCCAUGAGGCCUGCCAGACCAUGAAUAAAAGAAAUUAGUGAGAAA